This is a messenger RNA of Coffea arabica (coffee), 1995 nucleotides long. RefSeq names its product probable LRR receptor-like serine/threonine-protein kinase At3g47570. Gene Ontology annotation, molecular function: protein kinase activity; ATP binding; protein binding. Gene Ontology annotation, biological process: protein phosphorylation. NCBI's taxonomy places the organism in Eukaryota, Viridiplantae, Streptophyta, Magnoliopsida, Gentianales, Rubiaceae. The record is from RefSeq and is a predicted model, not a curated record.
AUGUCAGUUGGGAAUCUCUCAACUUCUAUGGAGAGAUUCCAUGCAUAUGGUUGCGGAAUCAAGGGAAGCAUUCCCGAUGCAAUUGGGAAUUUGAGCAACCUAAUGAUUUUGAGUCUAUAUGGAAAUCACCUGAGUGGGCCCGUUCCGAGCACAAUGGAAUACUUGCAAAAUCUUCAAGCAUUGGGUUUGAGUGCUAAUCAAUUAGGUGGUUCAAUUCCAGAUUGCAUUUGCAAGUUAAAGAGAUUGUACCAAAUUGAUCUGGGGCAAAACCAGUUUCGUGGGUCAAUGCCAUCAUGCUUAAAUAAUAUAAGUUCCUUGGGAGAUAUUGACUUUGCCGGGAACUUAUUAAACUCAAGCACACCUGCUAGCUUGUGGAACCUCACUGAUCUCUUGACGUUGAACCUGUCAUAUAAUUCCUUGAGUGGCUCACUACCUUAUGAAACUGGAAAUUUGAAGGUAGUAACACUAUUGGAUUUGUCAGGAAAUCACCUUAAUGGGAAUAUUCCAAGUUCCUUAGGAGGCUUGCAAAGUUUAGCAAAGCUUUCAUUAGCACAAAAUAAACUUCAGGGACCUGUUCCAGACUCUCUCAAUCAGAUGUUAAGCUUGGAAUUUUUGGAUCUAUCCAAUAAUAAUCUAUCAGGUACAAUACCAAAGUCCUUGGAGACACUUUUAUAUCUCAAAUACAUUAAUCUUUCUUUCAACUACUUAAGAGGAGAAAUUCCCUCUAGUGGUCCUUUCGAGAACUUCACAUAUGAAUCAUUCAUGUUUAAUGAUGACUUGUGUGGCGCUCAGAGAUUUCAUGUUCCUCCAUGUCCUUCUCCUCGGAUUCACAAAUCCAGUCAGAAGAAAGUAUUUCAUAUGCUAGGCAUUCUAUCAGGUAUUGCAGCAACAACAAUUGCUCUUACAACUGCUGCAAUUUUACUUUUAAGAUGCAGAAGAAAGGAUGGGAUUUCAAGAAACACUGAUUUGUUGCCCAUGGGAUUGCCAAAAAUGAUUUCAUACUAUGAACUUGUGCAAGCAACCAAUGGUUAUGAUGAAAGCAAUUUACUUGGCAAAGGGGGUUUUGGAUCUAAAUAUAAGGGUAUUUUGACGGAUGGGACAGUUGUAGCUAUGAAAGUUUUCACUUUACUAGCAGAAGUCACUUCCGGGAGUUUUGAUACAGAGUGUGAAGUUCUACGCAACCUUCGCCAUAGAAACCUAACCAAAGUGAUUGGUAGCUGCUCUAACUUGGACUUUAAAGCCUUGGUGCUUGAUUAUAAGUCCAAUGGGAGCCUUGAGAAAUGGUUGUACUCCCACAACCAUUGCCUGGAUCUGCUGCAAAGGAUAAGCAUAAUGAUGGAUGUUGCUUCCGCAUUGGAAUAUCUCCAUUUUGGUUAUACAACACCAGUGGUUCACUGCGAUCUGAAACCUAGGAACAUAUUGCUCGAUGAAAGUAUGGUUGCUCAUGUGAGUGAUUUUGGUAUGGCAAAGUUUUUGGAUGAAGAAAAUAGUGUUCUGCAUACCAAGACACUUGCAACGCUUGGAUACUUGGCACCAGAGUAUGGACUUGAAGGGCAGGUGUCAACGAGAGUUGAUGUGUAUAGUUUUGGUAUAGUUUUGAUGGAAACCUUUUCAAGAAUGAAGCCUAGUGAUGAAAUGUUCAAAGAUGAUUUGAGCCUGAAGAGUUGGAUUGAAGAAUCUCUGCCUAAUGCAACAACUCAGGUUAUAGAUGCAAACUUACUGGGGUGGCAAGAUGAGCAUUUCAAUGAGAAAUUGGAGUGUAUUUCAGUGAUCUUCAAAUUGGCUUUGAGUUGCUGUGUUGAAUGCCCGUGAGAUCGGACUAAUAUGAAGGAUGUUGUGGCGGCACUUCAAAAGAUAAAACGUCAAACUUGAGUCUUUUCCGAAUAUCUCGACAUGAAAGUACGUUCUUUUACUUAAUCCAACUGACCAAGUUUGUUCCACUCAAAUAAUCUUUCCAAUGUCUUUUGUUGCAGGAUGAUGCUAAGAUUUGAAAUA